Molecule: messenger RNA, 1470 nt
Organism: Suillus fuscotomentosus
Lineage: Eukaryota; Fungi; Basidiomycota; Agaricomycetes; Boletales; Suillaceae
Exons: 9
Coding region: 1-1470 (489 amino acids)
Source: RefSeq, a predicted model, not a curated record
AUGCCACUGCUCAAGCGUCCACUGGUCGUUGUGGUACUGCUCAAGUUGCCAGUCCUCGUGCUCAGAUCUAUCAUCGCCAUCCAGCGGAUGCUUUUCUCACCAAGCCCAUUGUUUUGGCGGUUUGAACUGGGUGAUGAAAUCCUUCCAAAGUUGCAUACCUUGAUUGCCACAGUUUGUAAUACCUGUUGGGAGGAAAAUAUGCGCUCUCCCAAAAUGGGCCUCAAUUACGAGCAAGCAUCUAAACUUAAUUGGGCUCUUCAUGCUGAUUUGCAGCUUGGCUCGAGCUUCAGGGCUGAUAUGGCAAAGCGCACCCAAGGACUAGCUAAGCCGGCUCGCACUAAGAAUGCUCUCGAGGACACCUGGCAGGCCAUAGACGAUGCUACCAUAAAGAUUGCUUUGGAGCACAAGAAAAGUGUCCGUCGAGUGCAACAUGAAUUGCAUAUAGGACACUCGCUGCUGCAAUUGAAGCAUUCCAAGGUCAGCGCAUGGAACUCUUUCAUAUGGAAAAAAGGCCAAGACAGCAACAAAGAGAAUUACGGACACAGCAAAUAUAUACUUGAAGGGAUCACAAAGGACUUCAAAGACGAGUACUAUAGCCUUACUGAGGAGGAGAAAGCAAAUCUCAUCGAAGAUGUUACUUUUGCGACCGAAGGCGUUCAAGAGUUCAUGGAAUCUGCGAUGGGCAUCGAUAAUCAAGACCUGGUGAGCAAGCUGGAAGGUUUGCGAUACAAGGCAUGCCAGGGGCAGCAAAGAAUCAUCAGCAGCACGUGGCUAAAAUGGUCUCCAGAGACCGUUGCCAGAGACUCAAAUGCCAAGAUGCAAUGGGCGCAAUAUUGGCGGAACAUUGUUAAAUGGUACUCUGUAAUUAUCAAGGGCUGGCCAGAGCAAAUUCCAUUUGCAAAUCUCAGCGCAGUCUCUAGCUCCCUUCCCAAACUCGAGAUGCUUCUAAGGAAGUGGAAGUCUGGGGCCAUCUACUGGAAGCACCUUACUCCAGAAGAAUUAGAGCAUAUGGACAAGGAGAGGGACAAAGGUAUCGAAAAUGGUGCAAUAGCCGAGAAGCACCGUGCCAGAGGAAGAAGGUAUAUAAGAGUACAGAGAUGGUCAGCAGCUGAUGAUGAGGAAGAGAACCUUGACUUGACUGUGCCCCCCGCUGAUGAUACACCAGGAUCACCAGUGAUAUCCCCACCAUCCAACAUGUCUAUCCCCAGCACUAGCAAUGCUUCAACUCCCCCGCCCACCCCGGAUGGCACCAAUACAACUCCUGUGCUAGAGCCUAACUUCACUCAGAGCGCCAACAACCUGCCCUUUCCAGACCUCACACCUCCAUUCACAUAUCCACCCUCCACCCCCGGCAGCCUUGGGCCAGCCCCAUCUAUCCUUCCAAAUCCUCACCCAGACUUGAGCUUGUCGUUGCCUCCAGGUUUCGAAGAUUUUCUUGCGAACUUUGAUCCAUCUCUCAUGCCUUUCUAA